UCUAGUGUAUUGUCACGCCCUCGCUUGUGGUUGUGUUAAAAAUAAAACAUUCCGGAGUAAAAUUUAUUAUUUAUUUUUAGGCUAACUGAUUCCUUAAAUAAUUUAGUAACCCUGUGUUACUUGAGUACCCUAAUUAUCUUAAAUCACGAUUGUGCCGUAAAUAAAAGUACUGAAUAUUUAGAUAUAUGGGAAGUGAUAGAUUUAGAUUUUAGAUCGUAAGUCACAUGAUCAGGAAAGAAAAACACGAUCUCUUGAAAACUAUCAAGGUAUCUAAAAAAGUUACAGUAAUUCUUUGCUGAAUAGAGAGAAUCACAUGAACAGCUAAACAGUAAAAAUGUCCUUUGUGGACGAUCAAGCAGGCACAUAUGUGGGGUCAUUCCCCAAAGGGUUUGGUUAUGGACCUGAAGAGACUGACAUCGAAGGAGCAGUGAGUCCUGGGGAUGAGAAGCCAAGGAUUUUGUUGAUGGGACUUAGAAGAAGUGGCAAGUCAUCAAUACAAAAGGUUGUCUUCCAUAAAGUGUCACCCAAUGAGACUUUGUUCCUGGAGAGUACCAAUAAAAUUGUCAAAGAUGAUAUUUCCAAUUCAUCAUUUGUCCAGUUUCAAAUCUGGGAUAUUCCUGGCCAAAUUGAUUUCUUCGAUGCUGCCUUCGACUCUGAAUAUAUCUUUGGUGGAUGUGGCGCCCUAAUUUUUGUUAUUGAUGCUCAGGAUGACUACAUGGAAGCAUUAUCCAGAUUACAGAUGGCAGUGACCCGUGCCCAUAAAAUUAAUGAGAAUAUAAAAUUUGAAGUUUUUAUCCACAAAGUGGAUGGGCUGUCUGAUGACAACAAGAUAGAAACACAGAGAGACAUUCUGCAGAGAGCAACAGAUGAGCUAGCAGACGCGGGGAUGGAUAAUAUCAGACUGAGUUUUCACUUAACCAGCAUCUACGACCACUCAAUAUUUGAAGCCUUCAGCAAGGUUGUGCAGAAGCUGAUCCCCCAGCUGGCUGUUCUGGAGAACCUGUUGGACAUUGUCAUCUCUAACUCAAAAAUUGAGAAGGCUUUCCUCUUUGAUGUCGUUAGUAAAAUUUACAUCGCCACAGACAGUUCACCAGUUGAUAUGCAAUGUUACGAAUUGUGCUGCGAUAUGAUUGACGUUGUCAUAGAUAUGUCUUGUAUAUACGGUGUCAGAGACGGUCUGCUUAGUCGUGCUCGUGAUGAUGGUGCAUUUGACAAUGAGUCGGCUUCAUUUAUCAAACUAAACUCCAGUACAGUGCUGUUUCUUCGGGAGGUCAACCGGCACUUAGCACUCUUAUGUAUACUCAGAGAGGAUGGCUGCGAGAACAGAGGUAUCAUUGAGUACAAUUUCAAGUGUUUUCGGGCAGCUAUUCAAGAAGUUUUUGUGGCUCGCAAUAAACAGGCAAACAAAAGCACUGGCCAUCCACAGAUGGACCAACUUGUAAAUGGACAAACUGACGGCUUGCUGGACUCUUCUUUGGCUGGACAAACAAAUGGGAUACCUGGAGCUAUUGGACAUUCGUUAUUAAAUGGCUCUGUUUUACAGGAGGACUAUGAUGAUUAAGUGAAUUCCUAAAUCCUUUCAACAAGUGAAUGGAUGACAAUUCUAUGAACCUACAUUUUAAAAUCUCUGUUCUCUGAUGAUAAUAAUUUAGAAAUGGAACAGUGUGUGCCAAGAGUUCAAUAAAUCACUCAUGAAUUGUCACUCUAGAAUUUGAAGCCGGAGCUAGAAGAAAGAAAUAUGCUUUAUUAGUACUAGUAGCUUACAUAAGCUUCUCUUUAUAGCUGCCACUUGUUUUUACCUUACUGAAUUUCUUGGUUUAGAUGUAACAAAGAGAAAAAAAAAUUUACUUUGUUCAGUUUUAAUGCUAAAACCUAUGUGUUUACCUCUCUCUGUUUACAAAUGUUUUUUGACUUAAGUAGUGAUUGUCCAGACAUAAUUUCAGAUUACCCAAAGCUAUCUCAGAUUUUUCCGAGCAUGUUUCUUAUGCAUGUCUUUAAAACAUGAUAUCAAAGAAGACAUCACAUGGAUUUCCUAUUGAAGGUUGCUAAUUACAUUAAAAUGGGAUAGAUUCAAUUGUCCAAAUAUUAUGUCCCUUGCAUAUGAUUUUAAAAUUUUACUUUAUGGUUUUAAUUUAUUGAAUAAUAAAUUCUGUUGUUAUAAGUAACUCUAGCAUAAAAUGUGCUUUGAUAAAGGUCUGUUGGGUUUAAGUCAGAUUAGUCACAUAAUGAUUGAAUUAAUUAUUAAGCCUUCUGUGCUGGUUUAAUUGUUUGUAUAAGAAUUAGGUUCACAAAUACAAAGGACUCACUGGCAUGUGCAUUACUUUCUUAGAUGAGUUCAACUUUUACAUUUUUAAAAGCUCUCUUGUGUGCAAAGCAACAGAAUGUUUUUCUUCACCAUGUUUUUCAUAAACUUAGUCAGCUGAACAGUAAAUUCUGCUGAUGUUUAAUUUAUAACUUGUGUUUUGUUUUUAAUGCAGAGUGAGUAUGCUUGAUUUUUGUUUUUUUGUUUUUUCAUGUUUGCUCUAGGUUUGUGCCCUAUUUUUAUCCAGUUUCUUGAAAAAAGUUUGUUUUAAAUGUCUUUAAAUAAGAAAACAUUGGCAGCUUGUAAGAUCAAGAUGUGAUUUAUUGAAGUUUGUUUUUUUAAUUAAGAGCAAUCACUGCAUGUUUUAUACUAAUACAAGGAUGAGACCAUAAGUACGGUGUUUUAAAAAUGGUGAAUAUUGUGUUGAAGGAGUAAGUUAAGUAGCAAGAAAUAACAAUUUAUAUUGUGAUUAAGAAAAUAUGAUAAAAUAUGUUAGAAGUUUUCCUGCCUUUUCAGAAGUUGUUUCCCCUUUUGUACAGAUUUUUCUUCACUACCCUAGGACAGGUGUAUUAGAUACCUGUAGUUAAUUUUUAAAAUAAACCUUGAAAUAUUGUUUUAAGAGAAUGAAUGAUUGAAUUAUUUUUUAUGCAAGUGUAUCAGAUGUUGCAGCUGUAAUUUGUGUUUUCUAUUUCUUAUGACUUUUUAGUGCAAUUUUUGACAAGGGCACAAGAAAGAUUUAGGGGCUGUUAACUCUUGUCUGCAUGUAUGUUGUCUUACCUCCCUUGAUAAUAUGUUUGCACAUAACCAAUGAGUGUUGAUAAGAUGUAUGUGACCUAUUUAAUGCAUGCUGAGCGCUGGCAAUUGAUGCUUUUAAAUUUUUUAAUGUUUUCAUGAAUAAUAAAUAAAAUUUGCAUUAAUAAAAUG
Molecule: messenger RNA, 3226 nt
Organism: Physella acuta
Lineage: Eukaryota; Metazoa; Mollusca; Gastropoda; Physidae
Product: ras-related GTP-binding protein C
Biological process (GO): negative regulation of autophagy; positive regulation of TORC1 signaling; cellular response to starvation
Cellular component (GO): nucleus; Gtr1-Gtr2 GTPase complex; lysosome
Molecular function (GO): GTPase activity; GTP binding
Source: RefSeq, a predicted model, not a curated record